GCGGUGAGCGCACCGAACGCCCCCCCGGCGCAGAGAGCACUUGCGCUCCACGCGAAUGCCCGCGGGUCCGGUGAUGCCAUGCCGCGAAGUCACGCCGGCGACGACGGCGGCGGCGGAGCGGGUCUCUGGCUGAAGACCCCGACGGGCCGCCGGCCGGAGGACCGCGCGCCGAAGGAUGUGGAGUCCGGGCACCGGGCGAUGAGCAGCGCGGCGCGGGCCGGGGACGGCCUCCCGUCCCCCGGUGCCGCGGGAGCGGAGAGGAAGCAGGGCGCCCGCCUCAGCCUGCUCGGGAAGCCGCUGAUCUACAGCGCGCAGAGCGGCCGCAGGAACGCGAGCUACCGGCGGCUCCAGAACUACCUGUACAACGUGCUGGAGAGACCGCGCGAGUGGGCGUUCAUCUACCACGCCUUCGUCUUCAUCCUGGUGUUUGGAUGUUUGGUUCUCUCCGUGUUUUCAACCAUUCCCGCUCACCAGGAAUUCUCUGCACACUGCCUGCUCAUCCUGGAGUUUGUGAUGAUCGUGGUGUUCGGUCUGGAGUACAUCAUCCGCAUAUGGAGCGCCGGCUGCUGCUGCCGCUACCGAGGCUGGCAGGGCCGCCUCCGCUUCGCCAGGAAGCCCUUCUGUGUCAUCGACAUCAUUGUCCUCAUCGCCUCGGUUGCCGUGGUUUCGGCCGGUAGUCAGGGAAACAUCUUCGCCACCUCGGCGCUGCGUAGCCUUCGCUUCCUGCAGAUCCUGCGGAUGGUGCGCAUGGACCGCCGGGGGGGCACCUGGAAGCUGCUGGGGUCCGUGGUCUACGCGCAUAGUAAGGAGCUGGUGACGGCCUGGUACAUCGGCUUCCUGGUGCUCAUCUUCUCCUCCUUCUUGGUUUACCUGGUGGAGAAAGAGUUCAACAAGGACUUCGCCACCUACGCCGACGCCCUGUGGUGGGGCACGAUCACGCUCACGACCAUCGGCUACGGGGACAAAACCCCGCAGACGUGGACGGGACGCUUGCUGUCCGCCGGCUUCGCUCUGCUGGGAAUCUCCUUCUUUGCUCUGCCAGCGGGAAUCCUGGGCUCUGGUUUUGCCCUGAAGGUUCAGGAGCAGCAUCGACAGAAGCACUUUGAAAAGAGGAGGAACCCGGCUGCUAGCCUCAUCCAGCCCCUUAACCCCCCCGGCCCCGCCCACUGCAGCCAGAAGUUGAGCUUCAAGGAGCGUGUCCGGAUGGCGAGUCCACGCGGUCAGAGCAUGAAGAGCAGGCAGACGUCCGUCAAUGACCGCCAGCGCUCCUCCCCCAGCAACGAGGGGGCGGGCGAGCCGACGGGGGGGAGCCCGGCCAAGGUGCAGAAGAGCUGGAGCUUCAACGACCGGACCCGCUUCAGACCCUCGCUGAGGCUGAAGAGCCAGACCCGCAGCGCGGCGCCGGACGUGGACGCGGCCGUGGCGGCGGAGGACUCCUUUGACGAGAGGGGCUGCCACUGCGACGUAACGGUGGAGGACCUGUCGGCGCCGCUGAAGGCCGUCAUCAGAGCCGUGAGCCCCGACAGCCCUUACCCAAACUUGGUGGCCCCCAACUGUACCUCCAAGAGACCGCACUUCCCCGACCUGCCGCCCCCACCUCCCCCCACAGGGGGCUUCACCCUCCGGCUGCCCCCCACGGACCACACCUCCCACCUCCGAUGCGCCGCCGAGCCGGUCCCGGACGAGGAGGUGGAUCAGGGGGACCUGGGCCCCUUUUUCAGGGGGGGAUCCGGUCUGGACCCUGAGCACGAGGGGGUGGGCGGCAAGGAGGGCCCCGCCCAUAGACGGGCGCCGCUGCGGGAGAAGACCGGCCUGAAGUCCGAGGGGGUCUGGAGGAGGCACCUGAGCCUGGAGGACAACCCCCUGCUGCUGCUCUCAUCCAGCCCGGAUGAGACGCCUUCGGACUGGGGGGGCGGGAAGUCCCUCUCCGUGCGCAACCUCAGCCGGCCUUUGAGCAACCACGCCUCUGCCCCCCCCGCCGCGCUCAGCCACGCGGGCGCCGGCCGCGGCGACCUCAGCGACUGGGAGGGGACGGAACUCUUCAUCAGGAAGUGCGAGCUGGAGCCUGAGGGAGAACAUUUCAACUUCCUGUCCCAGGGACCCGACCGCGGCCCCUCGGACCUCUUACACCCUGCGGGGGAGUCUGCUCCUCCCCCCAAGGGCAACGGCGACUUCCUCCCUCAGACCCCGCACAUACAGCUGGCGUGACCACACACACCUUUGCAUACUGCAUGUACACACCACUGCUGGGGGAGACACUAACAGUACGGGACACGUGUCAACAGAAAUGUCCUCGUGUGUGUGAGUGUGUCCACCUGUCAUGCAGAUUGCAUGAGGUUUUAUACCUUAAAUUAGAAUAACAUAUAAUGAAAUUGGGCAUUUUAAAAAGAAUAGGCAACAUUACACAAAUACAAAGAAACCUUCUUUGAGAGGAAUUGCUUUGAUCUUUAUCUAAAGAUAAUUUGGAGAAAAGAUUUUUCAUAUUGAUCUUGUUUUAAUAUCAAUCAAACAAAGAACAAGACCAGACAUCCGAUUUUAGAACCAGGGACUGAUGGUGACUUUCCUUUCGACAACGUUUAUGAGUCAUAAACUCUUAUGUCAUGAGACAUAAAAACAAACCAAAGAAGCAGUUUGGAUGGAAAACCUUCAAAAUAUUAUAUGAUUGUCUCAAGUUACAGAAAUCAAGAAUGUAGUUGAAUCUCAAACAAGCCACUGGAAACUCAACACACACACACACACACACACGGGUACACACAGGUACACACACACAGGUACACGCACACAGGUACAC
This is a messenger RNA of Gasterosteus aculeatus aculeatus (three-spined stickleback), 2791 nucleotides long. The record is from RefSeq and is a predicted model, not a curated record. NCBI's taxonomy places the organism in Eukaryota, Metazoa, Chordata, Actinopteri, Perciformes, Gasterosteidae.